Molecule: messenger RNA, 474 nt
Organism: Teleopsis dalmanni
Lineage: Eukaryota; Metazoa; Arthropoda; Insecta; Diptera; Diopsidae
Exons: 3
Coding region: 32-352 (106 amino acids)
Source: RefSeq, a predicted model, not a curated record
UUCAGUUUUUUGUAAGUAGUGUUUGACGACCAUGAUGAAAAUGAAUUUGUUGAUUUCGAUAAUUGUAGUAAUAUUAGUUGCAAGCACAUCCACAUACGCAUAUCAAUGGGUAGACUCCUUGGGACAUCCAAAUUAUCCGGGCCAAUGCGUUUACAGAGGUGUUUUAAUAUCUCCAAACAGUAUGUACUAUCCAAGUGAUGAAUGCUUAACCAUAGAAUGUAUGGAUACUUCUGGAAUUGCCUACUUUACAUCAUGUGAUCCAGUUGACAUUCCUCCGAAUUGCCAAUUGAGCGAUUAUGAAUUGGAUUUGGAAUAUCCUUAUUGUUGCGACAGAGAAACAAUUUGUUAUUAGUUGCUUUAUAAUUUAUUCAAUUUUUAUUUAUAAUAAAUUAAAACAUGCUUAGACCUUAAUUAUCACCAAAAUAAAAUAAUAAAAUAAAAUCUAAUAAAUCUGUUACUAUCAGGCUGAAUGUA